AUGCUCGCCAUCGCCUCCCUUCUCCCAUGCUCGCCACUCUUCUCACCUCUGCUCACCUCGCGUUCUCCGUGCCGCCUCGCUGCUCGAGGCCUGCUCUACUGUGAUACGCCCGUCUCGAUAAGCUCCAUCGCCCGCAACGCAAUGUGCCAAGUCGCCUUCUUCCAGCGCCGCGAGUGCAAGCACAUCUGGGCCGUGGUGAUGGCGCCUUGCGGCCCCUGCAUGGGUUUCGUGACCUGCGCCAGCUUUGGCGACGGAACGGCCAAGGACACACCAAAGUUCUACAAGACCAGGACGAGGCCGUGCCCGAGGUGUGCUGCGGCAGCAGGAUACGCCUAUGAUAGAAAUGCCUUACGCAUGGUACACAAGAUGGGAUGGGGGGUCAAGUUCGGUUGGGGACCCGACGAAGACGAUUGGGGUGUCGAUGUGAGAUUUGCGAGGGGUCGAGGAUGCGUCAUUCUUUGA
This is a messenger RNA of Drechmeria coniospora, 462 nucleotides long. RefSeq lists its product as uncharacterized. The transcript has a single exon. Lineage: Eukaryota; Fungi; Ascomycota; Sordariomycetes; Hypocreales; Ophiocordycipitaceae. The record is from RefSeq and is a predicted model, not a curated record. Bases 1 to 462 code for a protein of 153 amino acids.